AUGGACGACUCAGAUUUUAUAGAGAAAUCGCUUAAAUCGACCAGGGAGCUAAAAUGCAAAUCGGAGGACGAAAUUAUUUCAAAGCCAGUGAUUACCAGUGAUUAUUUGCUACCGGGUAGUGAUAAGGACAAGUGCUUCGUAUGCAAUAAGGAUUUGAAACAUAUGGAUGAAUUGCGCAAAUCAUUACAUAUCAAUCAUUGUUUGGACCAGCAAGAGGCAUGCAGUAAAUAUGAAGCAAAAAAGGAAGAAUGGAAAAAAGUAGUUGAUUGUCCUAUAUGCGGUGAACCUUUAGAGCCAGGACCAUUCCGUGCAGCACAUGCCAAACGCUGUGGUAAAAAGCAUCACGUUAAUCCUACCAGUCUUUUAUUGCUGUUGGAUACGCAGACGAAAGUAGCGGAAGCAAAAAAACGAAAUGGUACUAUACAUACAAAAUUAAAGGAGCCAAAAUUAGAAAAAAAAAAGCGUCCGAAUCGGUUCAAUGAGGAACCACGUUCACUAUUUGAUGAGCAAAUAAAGCUGACGACAGCGUUAUCUGCAAGCAUGUCCUUCAGUGGAAGUGAACUAUACUCGGAAACACAGGAGAUACCACAGAAACCUAAAAUCAGAUGCAGAAAGCUACGACCUCGAUCAUUUUCGUUUGUAGAGCUUGAACCACGUGCAUGCAAGUGUGAAGUGAUUGAAAAAAUACAGGAGAAUUUUCUCAACAUUUUCAAAACUCGAGAUGAAAAACAAGAUGUGCACAUAAUGCUGAAAGAAAAAAUUCAAAAUACCGAAGAGAUCUUGAAAAGUGCAGGAGUGUGCGUGCGUAAGAUGAAUAGCUUGGAGCAACUGGCAAAUGAUUUAGCUUGUUUUACUGAAAGCAACAGUGAUAUUAUUAUUUUUUCACGCGAAAAUGAAACUUUUUUAGCUUGUCGAUUUAUUAUAGCUGCUCGAGCACCAACACUUUUACAGCACUUGAAUCCGGAUGGUUCUUUGAUGUUAAGGGAAUAUUCAGGAGCAGCAGUCAGGUCUUACUUGGCCUUUUUAAUUUCGGCUUCAAUAAUUUGGACCGAAAAUGAGCGUGAAGAAGUGCAUUCCAUGGCUGUAAAAUAUGGACCGAAGGGUUUAGCAGCAUUAUGUAAAUCUGCGAAGUCGAAAGUGAAUUCCUACAAAGAAACUGCAGAAUGCCGUCAAGAAAUAGACGUUAAUGAUGGUAUGAAAAAAGUUCCAAGUAAGGAAAAAAUUGAAGAAAUGGAAGGAGGACGACAUUGCUCUGAUGCAAAGCCAAGAGUUUGUGAUGAUGGAAAAGAAGAAACAACGAAUACAAAUUCGGAUGAUCCAUCAAUUAUUUUUGUUGAGGAAGUUAGGGGAAAUACUGAGAUUGUUGAAGCGGCAAAAAGUAUGCGCAGUUUAUUGAAAGAAGCAUCAGAAAAUUUGUCUAGACCACCAGAAUCAGAAUUCCUUAACAACGAAGAUGAUGAAUUCAUUAGUGGGGAUCCUGAAUUACUUUAUUAUUCGUUACCAGAGUAUAAGAAGUCAUUGAUGGAUGAAAAGUGUGGAUUUUUAGAGAAAGGAAUUGAUAAACUUGAUGCUCCUAUUUCUUCUUCUCCACUGCCUCUUUGUGUUGCAAAUGUAGAUGCCGUAGACCAUUUUAAUGACUCCGUUGAAAGUUUGCUAAAAAAACUUUCACCAAUCAAACCAUUGCCGUCACGCGAUGAAGAACUUUUAUCUCCACUUCAUUCCGGUCAGGCAAUAACUGAUAAUUUAUUCGACAAUUUAUCACCGGAAAAACUCCUCAGCUCAUCAAACUCCACUUCUAAAUCUAAAGAAACUCAUUUGUCUAGGAAGUCAUUGAUAAAAACGAAAAGUAGUCCAGAAUUUUCAUUCUUUCCAAGAAAGUCACCAUCACCUUUGUUGUCAGCAUUAUCAUUACUCGAUCGGGCUUCUGUUUCUCCCAACAACAUUUCCUUGUCACCAGAAAAAAAAAGAAUGCGAACAACAGUCCUUACGCGUCAAGCCUCCACACCGGAGGUUCCAACAAGUCGUCUUGUACGGCGAUUCGAGGAACUGAAUUCGGACGUAAAGAUUCUGAAAACGAAAAAUAUUACACCAAUGCCGGCUUAUGAUUUGAUGAAUGAUAAAGAAUUAAAGGCGGAAUUGGCAAAAUUUGGUAUAAGACCGAUGGGUAAAAAACGAGGGGUUACACUCCUUAAAAGGAUUUAUGAGGAAACACAUCCAGUGCUAGAGAGUACACCAUUAUCAAGGAGAAACAGAAGUAAUAGGCGAAUAAUGGCAGAGAAGAGCGAAGAGUAUUGUAGUGAUGAAGAAUUCGAUACGGACAAAACAUUAAAUCGAAGUUUAAAUGAAUAUGACAUCAUGGAGGAGUCUUGUGUGAAUGAAGAACAGUCUGCAGUUCUUCCAAAAGAUUUGGAAGGUAUGCAAAGCGUUUUGCUUAAUUGGCUACGCAGGGAAGAAAAUUCUAGUUUGUACAAUCAUCUGCUUGGCCUAAACGUGAUUUGUUUUGAAGAGUUUGCGAACCGUUUAUCGCAUGCCGAUUCUGCUGUAUCACAGAUUCCGAAGAAGACACUUAUGGAAAUAUUAGAUCGCUUGCACGUUACUUUUCGAAUGCCAAUGGAUGGGUGGGAUCGAAAAAGAAGACGGGCAAAAAAAUAA
Messenger RNA from Cercopithifilaria johnstoni, 2652 nucleotides. The record is from the annotation of a GenBank genome assembly. NCBI's taxonomy places the organism in Eukaryota, Metazoa, Nematoda, Chromadorea, Rhabditida, Onchocercidae.